Messenger RNA from Eruca vesicaria subsp. sativa (arugula), 1766 nucleotides. The record is from the annotation of a GenBank genome assembly. Lineage: Eukaryota; Viridiplantae; Streptophyta; Magnoliopsida; Brassicales; Brassicaceae.
GUUUCUUGCGUAGAAAACAAAAAACAUGGAUAGCGAUACACUCACCGGACUGUUGAAGAAAGUCGCCGAGAAAUUCCCCGAUCGACGAGCUCUCUCCGUUUCCGGAAAAUUCGAUCUCACUCACUCGCGUCUCAACGAUCUAAUCGAACGCGCCGCUUCACGCCUCGUCUCCUCCGCCGGAAUCAAGCCUGGCGAUGUGGUCGCUCUCACUUUCCCCAACACCGUCGAGUUUGUUAUUAUGUUCUUGGCGGUUAUAAGAGCUCGUGCCACGGCGGCACCAUUAAACGCAGCGUACACAGCUGAGGAAUUCGAGUUUUACCUCUCCGAUUCAGAUUCAAAGCUGUUACUAACCGCUAAAGAAGGCAACGCACCUGCUCAAGAAGCAGCUUCGAAGCUGAAAAUCUCUCACGUCACCGCCACACUCCUCGACGCCGGCUCCGACCUUACUCUCUCCGUGGCAGAUUCUGAUUCUGUAGCUGACUCGGCGUCGGGACUCGUUAACAGCCCCGACGAUCCGGCUCUCUUCCUCCACACUUCCGGCACCACGAGCCGUCCCAAGGGUGUACCGCUCACGCAGCUGAAUCUUGCAUCGUCCGUAAAGAACAUUAUAUCGGUUUACAAACUUACGGAGGCUGAUUCGACGGUGAUUGUUCUCCCUCUGUUCCACGUUCAUGGAUUGAUGGCAGGAUUGCUUAGCUCGCUUGGAGCUGGCGCGGCUGUGACUCUCCCAGCUGCUGGUAGAUUCUCUGCGACGACGUUUUGGGCUGACAUGAAGAAGUAUGACGCUACGUGGUAUACUGCUGUUCCCACUAUUCAUCAGAUCAUAUUGGACCGUCACGCGAGCCAACCUGAGUCGGAGUAUCCUAAACUUCGGUUCAUCAGGAGUUGCAGUGCUUCUUUGGCUCCGGUGAUAUUGUCUAGGCUUGAGGAAGCUUUUGGAGCACCGGUUCUAGAGGCGUAUGCUAUGACAGAGGCAACUCACUUGAUGAGUUCUAAUCCUCUUCCGGAGGAAGGUCCACACAAGCCUGGGUCUGUUGGGAAGCCAGUGGGUCAAGAAAUGGCGAUUCUUAAUGAGAAAGGGGAGAUACAGGAGCCAAACAGCAAGGGAGAGGUUUGUAUAAGAGGUCCAAAUGUGACUAAGGGUUACAAGAACAACCCGGAGGCAAACAAGGCAGGUUUCGAGUUUGGGUGGUUCCACACAGGUGAUAUUGGUUACUUUGAUUCCGAUGGGUAUUUGCAUCUGGUGGGUCGGAUCAAAGAGCUUAUUAACCGUGGAGGUGAGAAGAUAUCCCCAAUUGAAGUGGAUUCAGUGCUCUUAACUCACCCUGAUGUUUCUCAAGGAGUUGCGUUCGGGGUUCCUGAUGAGAAAUAUGGCGAAGAGAUUAACUGUGCGGUGAUUCCAAGAGAAGGAACAACUGUGACCGAAGAAGACAUUAAAACGUUCUGUAAGAAGAACUUGGCAGCUUUCAAGGUGCCAAAGAGAGUAUUCAUCACUGAUAACCUCCCCAAAACCGCCUCCGGUAAGAUUCAGCGCCGUAUCGUCGCCCAGCAUUUCCUCGAAAAAGCCUAAAUUAAACACAAUCCAUCAUCUUGCUGGAAUCCUAUGUGCGGGGAGUCUUAGUUUUUCACGCAAGUGGUUGUACUGUCUGUAUUUGUUCAUGCGUCUUAUGUUACUUUGCACGUGUUCUCAUGGUUAAAAGUGAACAUGAUGGUUAAAGGUAUAGUCGAACUACAAAAGUGGAAAUAAAUUUGAAAAAGAGUUUUUC